UGCUAUUUUUGAACGUUGGGUAAAAUCCUUGAAUACCUCGUGUAGACUAAAAAAAAAAAAAAUUCUUCUGUUAAUUGAUGGUGCAUCCUCUCAUUCAAAUAAUGAAUAUACUCAUAUUAAACUUCAUAUUUUACCGCCUCAUACAACCUCUUAUUCGCAACUAUGUGAUGCUGAGAUCAUAAAUUUGUUUAAAUCUUAUUAUCGAAAAUUAUAUCUUCAAAAUAUUGUAGAUGCAAUCAACGCUAAGGAAGAAAUACCUCGCCUUAAUAUCUUAGAAGCAAUAAGGUAA
Messenger RNA from Cetraspora pellucida, 289 nucleotides. The record is from the annotation of a GenBank genome assembly. Lineage: Eukaryota; Fungi; Glomeromycota; Glomeromycetes; Diversisporales; Gigasporaceae.